AUGAUUUUUCAGCAGCCAAUCUAUCUAUCUAUCUAUCUAUCUAUCUAUCUAUGUGUGUGCUUUCUUUCUUGUAUUUCUCUUUUUUUAUCAUUGUCCUUUCUUUUCUCUCUCAUGUUUCCUCUUUUCUUUCUUUCCUUUUCUUUACACAAAUAUAAUUUCCCACUCGGUCCAGCUGUAACAGAGAUGUACACUUUCUUCCUCACUCUGGUUUUCAUUUUUCUUUCUUUCUUCUUCUGUAUACAUUUCAGCUUGCAACAGAGAUAUAUACCUUCUUCCCUCUGGUUUUCUCUUUUCUUUCUUUCUUCUUCUUUACACAAUUCAGCUUGUAACAGAGAUAUAUACUUUCUUCCUCUCUGGUUUUCUCUUUUCUUCAAACGCAGGCUGUAUUCUCAGCAUACAAAUUUCCUUGUGUCUUCUAUGAUAAAUAACUCGAUUUAUCGUCUUCAGCUUUGGAUUAACGAACAGAAAUACAUAUUGUUAUAUUUCUUGUCCGGAGUUGCCUGGGAUGAAUCGGACAAGUUCCAUCAUUAUCAAAUGAGUCUCAUCUUUCCGUUCAUAAGUUAUCAGCGCUUCGAUUUCGAGUGUUGCUCCUUCAAAGACAAGACAGCACCUGACUUCCAAGUGAUUUUCUAA
This is a messenger RNA of Acanthosepion pharaonis, 633 nucleotides long. The record is from the annotation of a GenBank genome assembly. NCBI's taxonomy places the organism in Eukaryota, Metazoa, Mollusca, Cephalopoda, Sepiida, Sepiidae.